Molecule: messenger RNA, 2899 nt
Organism: Gadus chalcogrammus (walleye pollock)
Lineage: Eukaryota; Metazoa; Chordata; Actinopteri; Gadiformes; Gadidae
Gene: fetub
Product: fetuin B
Exons: 7
Coding region: 42-1514 (490 amino acids)
Biological process (GO): negative regulation of endopeptidase activity
Cellular component (GO): extracellular region
Molecular function (GO): cysteine-type endopeptidase inhibitor activity
Source: RefSeq, a predicted model, not a curated record
AAACACACGGUAUUCCUGUCGGGCGUUGAGAGAUUAUCACCAUGAAGUUCUUCAGUCUGCUGUCGCUAGCGUGCGUGGCGUGCAUGGCCCUGGCCGCUCCCGUAGAGCAGGAAGGGGCCAUGAUGACGGCAUCAUGCGUCGACCCUUUCGCAGUCAGCGCCGCCGGGUUGGCCCUCGGCAAGAUCAACAUGGACCGCCAGGAGGGCUACGUCCUGGCCCUGCACCGCCUCGCCAACGUCAACCAGAUGGCACACGCAGAGACAGGAGUUGUGUUCUACCUUACCAUGGACGUUGUGGAGACAGACUGCCAUGUUCUCACCAAGGCAAACUGGAAGAAUUGUUCACGGCGACCCAUGGAGGAAACCCCGGUGUAUGGACAGUGCAAAGCUGUCAUCUACAUCAACAGGCCACAAAGGGUGGUGCGCCUUUACACAUACAAGUGCUUGAUCAGGCCAGUUCCAGCUUUAGGGCUUUUGGUGAUUUGCCCCGACUGCCCGACUCACAGUGCCUUUGAUAACACUAACAUCCUGAAGGCUAUGACCCUCUCCCUGGACAAAUUCAACAAGGAGAGUGGCCUCUCACAUCGCUUCCUUCCAGGCAAGAUCAGCCGUGCUGUGUCACAGGGAGGUAUUAUGGAGGCCUACAGAGUUGAAUACACCAUCCAGGAAUCCACCUGUGCCCCCGGCGAUGUCAGCUCUCAAAAUUGUCCCCUGAUGGAUUGCGAGUUUGCACACAAGGGAUUCUGCAAAGGUUCCCACGCAAUCAGCCAUGGCGAAGAGUUCUUGGACGUUGCUUGUACACUCUAUGAGUCUGAGUCUGCUGAGAAGCAGAAGACGCUCCAUAAGCUGGGAGGAGAGACGGACCACAGCCACACCGACACAGCCUCAAUACCCCAUGACCACGCCCACUCACAUGACCAUGCCCACGACCACACCAAGGGAGACCCAGCACACGCUGGCCAAGGGAGCCCGCAUAUGCACCCCAACCCCCACACCAACACCCACUCCCACGCCCACGACCACACACCUGGCCAAGCCCACGACGCCGACCACGUGCACUCCCACCACGCCAAAGCGCACAAUCACACAGGCGACAGCCCCAAACAGCAUCACCAGUACGCUCACGACGACGACGUGCACAGCCACGACCACGACCACGACCUGGCCCUGGACCACGACCACAAACACGCCCACCUGCAUGAGCAUGAACACCACCACCACCACCACCACGGAGAUGCCGGCACCCCCGCCAAGCAUCCCCACCACCCAGACGGCGUGGUGCUUUUGUUGCCCGCCAUGGGCGAUACCACCACCACCACCACUUUCCCCCCCGAGAUGGCAACCACGAAGCCCGACAUCGCUGACCCUGACAUCAUGGGCCAGACUGAGCCUGCCAUCCUGCCUUUCCCCGGCUCCCAAGCGACAGCCUGCCCCGGCCCUCUCACCGAAGGGGCCGGUAACCCGCUAGUAGACAAGGCCUUCGCCGAUGAUCCCCUGUUCAAGCCUGCUGCAUAAUGAACUCAUGAACUAAUCGGAAAAACAUACACAUUUGCGCGCACACACACACACGACACACACAUACACAGAUAUACUCACAAACACGAGUUCAUACAUAAGCCAUUGUGUAUCUGUGAUUGAAAAUAAUGAAUAAUGUACUGUUGUUCACAGACUUGCUCUCCCCUCACACUUGCUGUUGUCCCUGUAGUUGAAUUAAAAUGUUCUAUCUCCUCACAAAGAUAAACACUGGCAUUAGCAUAAAGUCUGGCAUUGAAUGCAUUUGGUUAAAUUAUUUCACUUUUAUGUUAGAUUGAUGAUUGAUACAUUCCAUGAUGAUUUAUUCUGAGUUCAGCUGCUGGCAAAGUCAAUAUUCUUGGUCGUAAACAAAAACACAAUGGUAUCAUCAAUGAUCAAUCAGUUUGCUUAUCUAUUUCAAUCAGUUCAUUAUAUUUUUCGGAAAAACAAUUGUGCUGCUUUUCCUCUAUAAAGUACAAUAAUAUAACUUUUGAUUUGUCAAGAUAAUUCUUUAAACAUUUCUUUCUUCAGGCCUAUGUAUUUUGUUUAAAGGAUAGUUGUAUGAAUAUAAAUGUUUAGAAAUAAAUCACAUUUGACCAAUACUUAAUAAGAAAUAAUAACCAUUAUUGUGACUUUAAUUAAGUAACCAAACACUGUAGGUGUCUCCCAUAUGCUAGGAGGAAAAGUAUAUACCUAUACUGUAUCGGGAAUACCUGAAGAGAAGUGGAAUAAUAGAACAAGCAAGUCAUAGGUAGGGUAUACCUUUAUACACUAUACAUACAAACUGAAGGCUUGACCACAUAAUAUGUAGAAAAAGAUGGUUGAGUAAAGAACGAGGGCAUUUUCUGCUUCCCUGGAUUACAAACAGUUACAUAGUACAAGCCAGUCUCGACAUUCAACGCCUUGGUAUUGUAUAACCAGUUUUAUUCCAACAUGAUAAAUGCAAUGGUAAAGGCUAGUAAAGUGAUGGCUGAAUUAGCCCUCUCUGUGGUGAGGUCAUUUUGUGAAAGUCUGAAUGUUUUUUCUGGCAUUGAUAUCACUGUUUGUUGCGGUUUGUUCUAAAUCAAUGUUAGUGUUCCCUUAGUGCACUCCAUAGCUAUUGAUUUUUUCCUCAUGCAGCCAUUGGUGCAGAGCCUGGCAGCAGUUGUUUGCUAAAGGGGGGUUAAGUCCAGCAGAAGCAAUUUUUCUUCUCUAAAUUUUAACCUUGUUCUACCAAAAAUCUUGUCCCUCUGCCAGCCCAGGUUGCUACUGGUUAUUUCAGAAGAACUUGCUAAAUAUGACUCGCCCUUCCAUGUUGGGAAUUUUGUUUGUGGUCCCAAUGUGCACUGGAAAAAGGGUUUUAAGCCGUACUUCAUCUGAUUAUUAUUUUGUAAUUCAAUUCAAAUGAA